Molecule: messenger RNA, 1978 nt
Organism: Physella acuta
Lineage: Eukaryota; Metazoa; Mollusca; Gastropoda; Physidae
Product: mucin-2-like
Source: RefSeq, a predicted model, not a curated record
AUCUUACAAGUCUGACGUCACCAAGUAUUGAACAAUGCUGCUCACCCUAACCCUGGUACUGAUGGUUCCUGCUCUCUGUCUUGGACUCGAUGAUGUUCUUCCCAGAGCCAAAAGACAGACCAGCAAAUUAACGUUCUGUAGGACGACAAACGUCAACCUUUACCCUGGGAGGAAUGUCACAAUCCAGAGUCACAGUCUGUCUGAUGGCUAUUACUAUAAGAACAACGUUAACUGUCAGAUGAUGUUCAGGGGCGGAGAAGACCCUUUAGUUCUCACGAUCAAAUUCCAAAAUUUUGACGUCCAGGACUCCCCUGACUGUCGCUAUGACUACCUGAGCUUCUGUGGCGUGAAGUUCUGUGGCACCCGCCCCAAGAACCAACAGUACCAGUUCCUGGUGCCGGCCUGGGGCAACGUUACCAUGACGUUUUUCACAAACAGAUACAUUAAGAGGCGCGGAUUUCAGUUUUCCCUGCAAGCUAGGAUGUACACUGGCGGGCUUGUUUCAACACCCACUGGCGUGAUUUCGAGUCGCUCAACCCCAAAGUUUGUGAAUGUGUCCGGGAAUUACACAGAGAAAAUGCCAACAGCCCCGCCCACCACAUCUACUAAGUCUACCACCAGCCGAGGUUACCCGCCAUGGUACGAGAACACAACAAGACUUUGGAAUUCACCAACAACCACCGCCAGCCCACCAACAACAACCACCGCCAUCCCACCAACAACAACCACCGCCAGCCCACCAACAACCACCGCCAGCCCACCAACAACAACCACCGCCAUCCCACCAACAACAACCACCGCCAGCCCACCAACAACCACCGCCAGCCCACCAACAACCACCGCCAUCCCAACAACAACCACCAUCAGCCCACCACAACCCUCCACAACUGUUGUUUCUAGAACCUUCGAGCCCUACCCCGCCACCACACCAUGGUGGAGACCUAGCGACCCACCAACCAUGACCACAAGAGCUCCUGGAACCUUCCAGCCUUACCCCGCCACUACAUCAUUGGACCGACCCACGGGGAGAACGGUCAACCCACCACGAGGCGGCACCACCAAGUCACCACCACCUACAAUUUCCAGAGCUCCUAGAACCUUCCAGCCCUACCCCGCAACUUCACCACGGGACCAACCCACGGGGAGACCAAGCUACGCACCAACCAUGACCACUAGCGCUGCUAGAACCUUCCAGCCCUACCCUGCCACCACACCAUGGGACCAACACACGGGGAGACCAAGCUACGCACCAACCAGGACCGCUAGUGCUGCUAUAACCUUCCAGCCUUACCCCGCCACCACAUCAUGGGACCAACCCACCAGAGCACCAACAACCACCCCCGGUACGACUCAAACACCCCGCCCCUACACCAUCAACGACGUCACGUGGGGCCCACAAGCCACACCCACCUGGCCCCCACGUAGGUCCACACCAGCCUACACCUUCCCAACCCUACCAACCUUACCACAACCCAACCCGUGCUACGGCCAUCCAUGUGCAACCCAUCCAUGCAACCCCAACAACCCCCGCAACCCCUACUCCAUCUACGCUGUGAUGGAAGCUGUCCAGUACCUUCAACAGGAACAGUUCAACCGUGACCACGUGCUGUCCCUGCUUUAGCUGUUCCUGCAACACAACAGGAUGUAACAGCCUGCAACAGCUUUAAACAGCCUGCAACAGCUUUAACCAGCAUACAACAGCUCUAACCAACCUACAACAGCAUUAACCUACCUAGAACAGCUUUAACCAACCUACAGCUUUAACUAGCCUACAACAGCAUAAACCAACCUAUAACAGCUUUAACCAGCCUACAAGACAACAGCUUUAAACAGCUUUAACAGACUAAAAUAUAACAGCCGUUUAACAGCAUUCCCUAUAGCAGCUAGGAAGGUCAAAAAAUCAACAGCGUGAACAGCUAGCAAUAAAACAUCUCCGAACCAAAUGUACAUUUAGAGAAAAUAAAAUAUUAAUCAGAUC